Messenger RNA from Sardina pilchardus (European sardine), 1157 nucleotides. RefSeq lists its product as uncharacterized. Lineage: Eukaryota; Metazoa; Chordata; Actinopteri; Clupeiformes; Clupeidae. The record is from RefSeq and is a predicted model, not a curated record. The transcript is spliced from 4 exons. Bases 113 to 715 code for a protein of 200 amino acids.
UACAGCGUGAGAGAAAAUCAACUCUCUAUGAUUUAUUACCAUUCAGUACAACCCCUAAUGGAUUUGUUGUAUAGCUCUGUCUGACCAUCCACGUUCACAAAACAGAGCAGACAUGUGGUUUUUCAGGAUGUGGUGGCAUCAGAUGUUGUGUUUGCUGUUUGUCUGGAUUUCAGCAGCAUCAUUUAUCUCCUCCAUCAAGGCCAUCACAGUGUUCGAAGGGACACGUGUUCUUUUCCCAGUGAAUACAACCACUGAACUGAACAUCAGCGAAAUUCAGUGGCGUUUCAGUCCUCAUCACAACAACACCCGAUUGCUGGCCAUGCAGACCAACUCAGGAGGGAAUAAGACAUUCAACAGCAGAUUCCAGAUCACAGGGGACGGGUCCCUGGUAUUAGAAAAUGCUCAAUCUCAGGAUGCGGGAGAUUACAUCUGUGACAUCGUCCUUUUGAAUGGAAUGGUUCAAAAGAAUACAGUGAACCUGCAAGUUCAGCCACACAAUAUCACUCAGGGCCCAGAUGCUAAGGAGGAGGGGAACUCCGUCUGGACAGUCGUCAUCAUCAUAACGUGCUCAGUAGCAGCUGUGGUCCUCCUUCUGGGCAUCUCAGCAGGAAUUAUCUACAGAUGCAGAAAGACUAAUGCAGAUGAAGCAAUUUACACUAACACAGCCUCUAUUAUGAAGAACAAAAGAAGUCAGCUACGCCACGACCCCAUCUAGAGAGCCUUCCAGGGUUGCCGCUGGACUGAAGAUUUGAGAGUAGGUCUGUCACUGCAGGAAGGCUGCUUCUACAAUACUGGUGCUGUUGCUUCAGUCCAUUCCUAAUCCUAAUUCUGAUCAGGGAUGCAGCUGGAGAUGUUCCUGGCUCUAACCAGGAAAGGUUGGACCCUGACAAUGUCAUCAGCCCUAUCAUAUUGUCAUAUCUAUAAUCUUACCCCACUAAAGGAGAAUUCUGGCUUCUUUCACAUAGAUCUCUGCUUCUCAAGGUCGUUGAGUGGUACAAAAAUAAAAAUGAGAAAGAAAAUGAGUAGAGCUACUUGAGUAGCCAGGCAGCUAUACUCUAGCUUGAAUCAGUGAAUCAAUCACACAAUGAGCACAAAACAAACUACAGGGCACUGCUCAGAUAGUGCAAUUAUUCUCUCAGUAAAACUAUUCAGUCAGU